UGUGUAGCUUCAUUGACCAGUACAUCGUGGCUGUGUAAAGGUACGCUGAGUGGAUGUCCACGUGGAGAAGCAAACGUUUCCAAUUUUGUGCCAGAAUCUGCUCAUUGUCGAUCCACACAGGCCAAUGCUGUGUGUGUCAAUAGGCAAUAAGCAGAUCUGCUUUCCUUACCUGUGUACAAAUGCAAGUGAAGGAAAGUGGAUGAUCUACUCGGUGUGCCCAUGCCCUUAGUAAUGGAGACUCGUGAAACAAAAGGGAAACUAUCUUAAACAAAUAUUUUGUUUUUGCCUGAAAACAAAGAUUACAUUUGUAAUUUACGUUUAAAGGGAAAUGACAGACCUAAAAUGCACAUGAGAUCCCAUCUUCCAUGUGCAACAAAACAUCCAAAAAUACUUUUUAUUCAAGAAGAGUGGAGGUAACCACAUGUAAAAUAUUUACAUGCAGUGAGAAAAUGUGGAAUAAUAUACACACUUGAUUAAAAAGUAUUUUCAGAUUGUCCUCAGGGGAGUGGAGAUCUUCUGCAGGCAACAAAUGUUUGUCAUUGCCCUAAUAUUAAAAAAAGUUAUAGUGGUUUUUCUGACUGCAUAUUUCAUGUUAGCCAUGGGCAUCUUUGCCUUUCCUAGUGCUAGAAUCCUACUUUUCAAGGUCUUACUUUAAAGCGCUAGUAACACCAUUAUGUUAAAAUAUUUUAUGCGGUCUGCCCUAUGGUCCCUACCUGUCAGUGCAGGACAUCUGGGGUUAAUGUUCUCCCCUCUGGAGGCAGGACAAACAGUAACUCUUUCUUGAGCUCCUCCUCUUCCCGUUUUCCACUUCAUCAGUUUUUUGUUUGUCCUGCUCGGGGGCGAACAUAUCUUCCUCCUCUCCAUACAAAAUAAUAAGAAAUCAAGUUAAAAGACAAGAAAAGGUUCUUGAGUGCUCCUUAUCAGUGAGCCCCCUGUGUGCUCCUCAGUUUGAGCCCAGAACGAAGAUCUUUGGUGAGCUCCAGGGUUAAGCCCAUCCUGUAUGUGUGCUUCCCUAGUAUGUAUGCAUGUAAUCCUCAGGCCUGAUCCCCUUCCCAUGAUGGCGCGCUCCCACGGUGAGCCCACCUAUUGAUUUAGUGUGCUCCGGUUAUUCCACCUCACGUUGAGAGCCCUUGCCUGCUGACCUAUGUGCCUUUGCAUGCGCUCCACAAGUGAGCCCCUUACCAAUCUCUUGGUUUCUGAACUCUCUGCGCUACAGUUUCAGGCACAAUUCCGGACUACAAGUCCCAUAAUGCAGCGGUCAGCUCGGCACGAAGCGGACACAUGAUGUCACUUCCGCCCCCAUUUCCAAUCUAGUGCACAUUACGGUUCUGUUUGCAAGCUAUUAAGCUACUAUGACGGCUCAGGACGAUUUACUGGAUCUGAUCCAUGCAAUGGCUUCUGACAAACAUACUGCACGCAGUAAGAAGGCUUAUAAAUCUACACAAAAGGGUAGGAAACGAAAAUGCUCCAGAUCUCCCUCCCCUGAUAAAUUGCCCAUGCUGCACACUAUAGACUCUGAGUCUGAUUGUCAGCAAUCUGAAUCUUAUGCUUAACAUAAUUACUACCGCUGCCCAAGUUCACUCGCUGCCAUCAGCCAGCACUACCCCUCUUGGCCAGGAACAGAGUAUUCCAGUCACACAGGAGUCUGUUAGCCCUGCACAAGACACCAACCAAAUGGCUCACUUAGUGGAUUGGAUCCAGGGUCAGGUUAAAGCUUAAGUGUCAUAGGUCCUCAAAGGUCAGAGUAAACCGCUUAAAAGACAGAAGCUAGAAGCUUCUACAUCCAGCUCUCACACUCAGACAGUGAAUCACAUAGUACUGACUCUGAAGCAUCUUCAUCUUCCUCAGAUCACACACCUUCUGCAAACAAGCAACCUGAGGAAGUCAAGACACUCCUCAUACACAUUUGCAAUACAUUGGAAAUAGCGGAAACUCAAACUCCUAUUUCCAAAGCAGAUAGAGUGCUGGGCAACAAAUCCAAGAGUUUAAAGCUGAUCUCCUAAGGCGGAUUCAGCUAUUGUCAGACUUUAAGAAAAUACCACCUUGCCUAUUGAAGAUGCGGGUUCUUUCAAAGAUCCCAUGGAUAAAAAAAUGGACUCUGCUCUCGAGAGGUUUCCUAAGUACAACUGCCAUAUUUCGCCCAGCAUCUGCGGCACUGUCGGUAGCCAAAACUGCAUGUUACUGGUGUCAAGAUAUAAAAAAGAAGGAUCCUUCCACACUAGAUUUAGUAAAAAUAUCUGCUGCCUUCUCCUUCCUCAGUGAUGCCGCAUUAGAAAUUGCUAAGCUCGCAGCCAAGGCUUCUUCUACCUCCAUCGCUGCUAGGAGAGCAUUGUGGUUGAGGCAGUGGGCAGGGGAUUCCACUUCCAAGCACAAGCUGACAUCUCUAAAAUUUGAAGUUCUUACCUUUUCGGUUCCGAACUCAAGAAAAUCAUUGCUGAUGUGACAGGUGGUAAAGAGUUUUUUCUCCCUCAAGGAAAUCGAAACAAAAGAGAAUUUUAUAAGAGAAAUUAUCAUCAUAGAUCUUGGAAUUCAUCACAGAAAUCUUCCUACAGACAGAGGCCAAAUACCUCUCAAUCAGCAAACAAGAAAUUCAAAUCUUGGCAAUCUCAGCCCAGAACCAACAAAAGAUCAGGUCCUGCCAAGACACAGGAUUCCUGACUCCAACACAAAACAUCUCCCUUCUAUACCAGUCGGAGGUUGCCUUCAAAAAUUUCACUCCAAAUGGGAACUCACAAUCCAAGACCAGUGGGUACUUCAAAUCCUUUCAUCAGGUUACAAAAUUCCUUUUCAAAGAAAUCGAUUUGUUCCUUCUUCAAUCUCUAUUGAUGCAAAAAAGCAGCAGCCAUACACGACAUCAUACAAGAACUACUCCGAAAAGAAGUGAUAGUUCCAGCCAUGCCUUUCCACCGAUUCCGAUGAUUCCCAGACUACUGGCAAAGAUACACAGAGAGAUGGUUCCCACGAUAUUAGUGGUGCCGGCAUGGCCACGAAGGACUUGGUUCGCAGACAUUGUGAGUAUGACAGUGGGCACACCAUUCACUCUACCUUUCAGGCCAGACCUUCUAAGUCAAGGUCCCAUCUGGUUCUCAGAUAUUCACUAAUCUGGUUCCCAGUAUCUCACUGCAUGGCUGUUGAAUCCCAAAAAUGGCAAUCCAGAGCCAGCACAUUGAAACAAUUCAACGCUGUGAAUUUAUUGUGUCGAGCAGAAUACACGUCUCCUUAAAUAGCCACCAGUGUGAUUAACCCCUAACAGGUCAAUAACCCUCCAAAUUUUGUAGUUCAGCAACUUCCUUAAAGGGGAUGUAAUGGCAAAAAAAAAAACAAUCACAUUUUUAAUUUCUUUAAUGAAAAAGAAAUCGAUCUCCAAUAUGCUUCAAUUAACAAUUGUGUAUUGUUUUAUGAUAAAUCGGACUGUAUGCAGUGAGAUUUCCCCUUUGUUUUACUUGGGGGGUGAUAUCACUCCAACUUGCAGUGCAGCAGUGACUGAAGAGUGACUGAAGUUUAUCAGAGCACAAGUCACAUGACUGGGGGUACCUGGGAACCCGUCCCCAUAUCUAGCCUCAUGUCACAUUUCAAAAUGAAAUAUAAACUUUUUUCUCUUUUGAAAAUGAAUUCCAGUGCAGAAUUCUGCUGGAGCCGCACUAUUAACUGAUGUGUUUUGUAAAAAAAAACUUUUCCCAAGACAAACUCCCUUCAAAAUCAGAGGAUGUAAAAUGGAGGCUUUACUGUAGUCCAUCAUUUAAAUCCAAGUGACUAUUGCAGCAAUGGAAUUAUCACUUACAACAUUUUUUUUUUUUUUACAGUUUCUUUUAAGGUUUAUAGGAUUAUUCAAGGCAGCAUUUUAUCUAUUUUUCUUUCAGCCAUUUGUUACAUUCCCCAACAAUUGGAUUAACUGGCCCCUGCAAAGCUAUUAAUGACUAAUGAGUUGCUAUUAAUGACUAAUGAGUUGCUAUUAAUGACUAAUGAAUUGCUAUUAAUGACUGGCUACAAAGACAGAGCCUCCUUGGUGCAAAGGUUCUCGCUGCUCUACCCUAAAGUCAGUCCUCAUUUAUAAUCAGUGUCACAAAGGGAAUGAGGAGAAUUAGUAGAUUUAAUGGAACGUCACAUGACGCCCCCAUGCCAUACUCUGUUUCUUUGUACUGUGUAACCCGAGGAGCACUGCAAGUGACAGGAGCCGGCAGCAGCGGAUGUGACGUAGUCACCAUAGUAACCGAUACAAAGCUGCCGUGCUGGAAGUCACUGAUAAGUUAAGUCUCUCUUCCCUUUGGUAUAUGAAGCAUUGAGACCCGGGUGGCCUUGAAGUUAAUUGUGACAGGCAGUGUAAUCAAGAUGAGCAAUUCCUCCAUGUCCAGCAACUCGCUAUCUGCAAGGUCAAAUGAUGAUCCCGGAUCCCAGUCACCUCCAAGGCUUCUCACUCUGGCACAAGUGCCACCUGGGCUUGAACCCUCUGCCUGUCUGGCCAAGAAGGUGUCUGUGUUAGAGAAAAGAAUUGAAUUCCUGCAGAGGGAACACGCCGACACCCUGCAUAGCCUCCACCAGGAGAUCCACCUGCUGAACAAGCAGAACUCAGAUCUAAAAUAUGAACUCGUAAUGCGAGAGAAGAACAAUGAAGUGCACCGCUCUCUAGCCACGGGCAGUAACACCGGCGUAACACCCCUGCUUGGAUCAGAUGGCCAUGCGUCUGUUUUAACAAAAUACCAACUGAACAGUGACAGGCAAAAAAUGAGGCAAAUGUAUACAGGUGAGGAGUUUCACCCUGGACACACAGCCAACACACGCAUGGAGGUUGCAAGAAGGUAUCAGCAGCCGAGAAAGCUAGCUUCAUUGGGCUCUGCAGGUAGCAGCAGUCUAAACGUUGAAAAGACACUGUCAGCAGACCCUAUACCCAUUGUUUCGCUAAAGCCUCUCUUUGUCCAGAAGUCCCUAUCACAUCCUCUGAGGUCACAAACUAUGGCAGAACAUGAGAAAAUUAUUUGGCAGCUUUGGACAACAAACCAGCAAGUGACAAAUGAGCUGCUGCAGAUUAAAGCGUUUCUGAGCAAUGUGAUCCAGACUGAGUGGAAUGAAGAAAGUCAAACCCUGGCCAAAGCUUUUCUGAAACACACCAUAAGGGUGCCUCCGCCAAAGCAUUAUGCAGACUGUGUUAUAUUUCCUCCACUCAGACAGACUUUGGUGAGCAAUUUUGCAGACAGACAGAGGAAAGUUCAAGCUGUUCAGAGGAGUCGUUUUCCGAAAGUUUUGCAUUAAUGUUUUGUGGCUUUAAAGGGA
This is a messenger RNA of Xenopus laevis (African clawed frog), 5268 nucleotides long. RefSeq lists its product as uncharacterized. The transcript has 6 exons. The record is from RefSeq and is a predicted model, not a curated record. Bases 4330 to 5247 code for a protein of 305 amino acids. NCBI's taxonomy places the organism in Eukaryota, Metazoa, Chordata, Amphibia, Anura, Pipidae.